This is a messenger RNA of Anopheles coustani, 1983 nucleotides long. RefSeq names its product AN1-type zinc finger protein 6 (gene drn). Gene Ontology annotation, molecular function: zinc ion binding; DNA binding. Lineage: Eukaryota; Metazoa; Arthropoda; Insecta; Diptera; Culicidae. The coding region runs from base 1120 to 1833 and encodes 237 amino acids. The record is from RefSeq and is a predicted model, not a curated record. The transcript has 8 exons.
CCAUCAGUUCGAGUUUGCGAUCGUUGUUGGACGGAAGGUUCUGUGCUCGGGUUUGCCGUGUCAUCAAUUUAAUUGCGUUUUGGAUCGUAUCCUGAUAUCAAUAUCCGAUUCCUACAAUUUGCAAAGAUCAUUCUUCUAAUCAAUAUUCCCGAUUGGCAUUUCUAUACGGUACGUUGAUGGUGAUAACAUCAUGUAAAGGUUCCGUAGAUGGAUAAUUUCAGCCGUUUCUGCCGAUGGUAAAGGUAACCGAAAGGGUUUUGAUUUCUAUCGGGAGAAUCCCUAAAUAACGCAAAACUAACACAUCCAAGGGCGGAUGCACAAAAUGAAGGUUCAGAUCCAAAAUCAAACAAGUACACGUGACACGACCAAACUCGGGUCUUAACUCUUUCGCCAACGUCCUUCGGAUUCUGUGCGGCAGAGAUUACAACUUUCAGUGGAAAGAAGGCGCAACAGCCAGCCUACUAAAACGAUAGAGGAAAAGGAAAAGGUUGCCAACCAACACUCCGUACUGUGCACACCAACGGAAAAAGGUAGAUGCAGAAUCACCUUCAUCUGUAGCAACGAUUUUGGAGCGCGGGACCCAUUUCGUCAGCUGGACACGAAGAAACCGUGCAAGCGAGCGGCAUUCUAAGUGCGUUCGAUUUGUCUAAGACUAAUCGCUGAUAAAAUCCUCGAGUGGAAAGGUGACUUGUUGUGCUGUGCGUGUGGGUCAAUGUUGCGCGAAUAAAAUCGUGUCGGACAGAGAGAAAUAGGAGGAUAGUCAAGAUUGCGAAGUAGUCGCGGAGUUUGCCAGAGAAAAGUGAUUGGAUUGUCGAAAGCAUACCACCUUUCCCAUCCAAGUAACCAUUUCACAGUAAGUGAAAGGAAAAGAAGAAACCCAAGAGAAACAAACGGACCGAAUCCAAUACGUGCGUUAGUUUUGCCCCGAGUGUGUGCGGUUUGGGUGUAUAGUAACUAGUUCUUUAAAAACCGGGUUCGUGCAGAGGCCAAAAUUGCGCUACUAAUUAUCAACGGACGUCGGAGAAGUUGCUAGCGUGUGGGGAGAGAGCUCUGACAACGCAGAGAUCGCGUGUGUGUGUGUAGGAAGCAGCGGAGCACAGGAAAAAGCGUGUGAGGACGAUGGAACCAGAAUCAAAUACGAUGCCACGGUGUAGAUCCGGAUGUGGAUUUUACGGUAACCCAUCACAAGAUGGACUAUGUUCUGUCUGUUACAAAGACUUCCUGAGAAAGAAGCAACAGCCGCCGGUCAGCAGUACGCCUUCCAGCAACAAUGGACCUCAACCACCUGCAUCCGGCCAGUCGGUGACGACUUCCUCAGUCAGUCUCCGUUCGGUCGUCGUGACACCGCAGAGCUUUGCCAACAGCAUCAGCAACGUCGCCAGCAACAGCACAACAACCACAGCCUCCUCUCCGUCAGCAACGUCGUCGUCGCCGGCGCCGUCAACCUGCGCCGCCGCCGCCAACAAUCCGGCAGUCGCCGUCACCAACACAGCACAACCGACAGUGCACAGUGCCCUCUUUUGCUCGGAUAAAGAUAAACUUAAUACCGAUGACAGUGGUAGCCUUGGCGGGCAUAGUAAUAGCAGCUCCAUAGCCGAUAACGACGAAAAAGAUGGUGAUAAAGAUGAUUCGAAGAAGAAGAAGAACCGUUGUGCAACUUGCCGCAAGAAAGUGGGACUCACCGGUUUCGAGUGCCGGUGUGGAGGAUUAUUCUGCGCGAUACAUCGGUACAGCGACAAGCACGAAUGCUCGUUCGAUUACCGGGAACUCGGUGCCGCUGAAAUUAGACGUAAUAAUCCCGUCGUGGUUGGCGAAAAGAUUCAGAAAAUUUGAACACCACCCUUCGUGCCAUCGAAUUCUAACAGUUCACAUACAGUGCAGGAGCAGCAGCAGCAGCAGCAGCAUCAGCAGUUGCAGCAGCCACCAACAUCGUCGCAAUCACCAACACCACCACCACCACUUCCACCGCCAAUGCCAACGCCA